Messenger RNA from Closterium sp. NIES-65, 855 nucleotides. NCBI's taxonomy places the organism in Eukaryota, Viridiplantae, Streptophyta, Zygnematophyceae, Desmidiales, Closteriaceae. The record is from the annotation of a GenBank genome assembly.
AUGGAAACGACACCGUGCGCAUCUGAGGCUGGUGGGGAGAAGAGGAUGGGAGCCCUGGAAGUGGAGCGGUGGAUGGGGCCGGAUCAAGAGUUGCUACUAAGCGGAGAGGGGAUUGCUGUGAUGGCAGGGUACACAGUGAUUGCCGCGAGAAUGGUCGGAGGGGAGGAGGGGCUUCCUGUGGAGGAGGGCAACGUGGAGCUGAUGCGACGUGUGGCGGUGGUGACAGGGGCGGGUGUGUCUGCAGCAUCAGGCGUGCCCACCUUCAGAGGGGCGGGUGGGCUCUGGCGCAGUUAUGAUGCCACGGUGGGUGCCAUGCCACGUUGUCACCCCCCUUCCUCCCUUCCCUCGCCCUCGCCCCUUGCACCUUCGCCCUUCUCACCCCUGCGCCCACAGGAGCUGGCAACCCCACAGGCGUUUGCGGCGGACCCAUCGCUGGUGUGGGAGUUCUACCACUACCGCAGGAGUGUGGUGGCACGGUGCACACCCAAUGCGGGCCACGAGGCGCUGGUGCAGCUGGAGUUUCGCUGCCAGCGGGAGGGCAAGGCAUUCACGCUCCUCACACAGCAUCGCAAUGUGGAUGGACUGCCAUGCUCGGCUGGGGCAGUAACAUCUUCAGCUGCUUGCACCAUUGCCGUCACAUGUGCCCUCGUCUUGCCUGCACGGCCCUGCUGCACUCCUCGCUGUGCAUUGGCGGCAUGCCCACCAUCGCCCCCCACCCAUCGUCACCCCUCACCAUCCCCUGGCAAACCUCAGAACGUGGACGGGCUGCACACAGCGGCGGGCAGGAGCGCGCUGGUGGAGCUGCAUGGCUGCCUCUGGCGCACCCGCUGCCUAGCCUGUGGGGACAUCGCAUAG